Molecule: messenger RNA, 2406 nt
Organism: Plasmodium gaboni
Lineage: Eukaryota; Apicomplexa; Aconoidasida; Haemosporida; Plasmodiidae
Exons: 1
Coding region: 1-2406 (801 amino acids)
Biological process (GO): cellular response to nitrogen starvation; autophagy of mitochondrion; nucleophagy
Cellular component (GO): Atg12-Atg5-Atg16 complex; cytoplasm; phagophore assembly site membrane
Source: RefSeq, a predicted model, not a curated record
AUGGAGAUCGGUUAUAUGGAAGUACCUAAUAUAAAAGAUAUUAAUAGUAAUAUAGAAAAGAGUGGAUUAGUUUUAUGUGUUUGUCUUAAUCAAAAAGGAUCAGAAUCUCUUGUGUGUCCAUCGUAUUAUUAUUUAUAUGUUCAUAGAUAUAUGUACUUAUCAAAUAUAAUACCUAAAUGUCUUGAAUUUUUUAAAUCUUUUAUAUUACCAUUUUAUGGUAAUAAAUUUGGUGUAUAUUUUGAAUGUAUUAAAAAAGAACAAAAUGAAUCACCAAAUAAUAAUAAUAUAAAUAUAAAUAUAAAUACAAAUGUAAAUACAAGUGUAAAUACAAAUGUAAAUACAAAUGUAAAUACAUAUACAAAUACAAAUCCAAAUAGUAGUACAAAUAAUUGUGAAGAAAAAAUUGUUCUAGAUUGGAGGCUACCAAUCGGUGUGUUGUUUGAUAUAUAUUGUGAUUUAAAUAAUAUUGAAAAGGAACAUACUAUAAAUUAUAAAACAUAUAAUGAACUUGGUGUGAAUAAAAAAAAAUCUAUAAAAAUAUGUUCUAAUAAUGAAUUAUAUAUAAAUCAUAUAAAUAUUGUCAAAUUAGAAGGUAUGAAUAAAAAUCAUGAAAAAUUAUCAUACGAAAGAUAUAAUGAAAAAAAUAUUUAUGAUGUUAAUAUGAAUAUAUAUAAUAACCCAAAUAAUAGUUCAAAUGUAAAUCAUCAUAAAAAUUGUAAUAGGAAUGAUGAUCAUAUUAAACAAAAGAAUAGUUUUAUAAAUGAAAAAGAAACAAAAGGAUGUAUUGACAUAAAAAAAGAAAUAAAUGGAAAUACAAAAAAUGAGGAAUCUGAAAAAGAGAAACAAGUAAAAAAUAUUAUUGUAGAAAAUUAUUAUGAAGAGAAUUAUAUGAAAGAGAAAAAAAUACAUAUAGAUAAUGAUAAAGGUCAUAUAAAAAAUGAUGUAGAAGAAAAUAAAGGAGAUAUAAAUGAAUAUUAUGAUGAUAUAAAAUUAAAUAAUAUUUAUGAUGAUAUAACAAAGUUUGAUUACUUUCAAUUUGUGAAGAAUGAACAAAUAAAUAACGAAUGGUAUAAUAAACAAUUUGUAAAUAUAUCAAAUAAAAAUAUUCCAUGGGUUUUAAUAGUUCAUUUUAAAGGAGAUGAAGAAUAUCCACUCUCUCUUAAUAAUAAAAAAUAUGAUGAUAAAAAUACAAAUCUUAAAGGAGAUAUUAAUAUCUUACCAUAUAAUAAUUAUAUUCCAUUAUAUAAAGGUUUUCAUAAUUUUGAAGAAUUUAUAAUAAACCAAUUGAAAAAAGCUAAUUAUAUAUUAAAUAAAAAUAAUAGAGCAUUAGAAAUAUUACCACAAAGAAUUCAAAAAGAUAUAUUAUAUAACUUGAAACAAUUCCAUAUAGAAAAAAUAUGUUCAUUGUAUAGAGAAUAUAUUGAUUAUAACAUGAUAAAUUUUAUUAAUUAUUUUAAUAAUACUUAUAUAAAAAAAGUGAAACAGUUAUGUGAUUUGAAUCCAUAUAAAGAUAAUUCAAUACAAACAAAUCAAAAAAUUAGUCAUAAAAAAAAUGAGGAAAACUUAUGUAUUUUAAAAAUCGGCCCUCAGGAGGAAGACUCCGAGGUGAUAAGAAUAGCACAAUGUGACAAUAUAGCUAAUAAUCAAACGAAUAAUAAAAAAAAUAUUAACAACAACAACAAUAAUAAUAAUAAUAAUAAUAAUAUUUAUUGUAUCCAUUUGAAUGAAAAUUUUAUAAAUGAUCAAACACAAAAAAAUAAUCUGUCAAAUAUAAGAACAUCAUAUAAUAAUGAUCAUGUUAGUGAUCCACUACAUAAAGAUUUACAUAAUGAUUUCUCUUCUAUAAUAUUAGAAGAUACAAAAAAAGACGGUGAUCAUAUAGAUUUUAAAAAUAAUUUACAUCACAAUGAAAAAUAUCCAAAUAUAUAUGAUAUCUUAAAAGAUGAAAAGGUUAUAAAAGAUUGCCCUAUUAUAUUACAUAUUUAUGGACCUCCAUAUAAUCAAAUAUUAACAAAAUAUCCCUUUAUAAAAGUAAUAAACUCAAAUGAUAAUAUUAAUAAUAAUAAGUAUAAUAAUAAUAAUAAUAAGUAUAUACAAAAUAUUCAUCUUAAUACCUUGGGGGAUUUUCUGCAUGAUCAAAUCCCAUCAUUUGUUCGCAAAAUAAUUAAUAAAGAUGAAAAAAAUCAAACAUCCUAUAUUUUAAAUAAUAAUGAUAAAGAUAAUUAUUUAAAUUCAGAAACAAUAUAUUAUUUUAUUGAAGAUGAAUACUUGAUUUUUAGUCCAUAUAUGUUCAUUAUAGUUAAUGGGAUACAAAUUCCUUUGAAUACUCCUUUAUAUUGGCUAGCUGCCAACUUUUCUCAGUUUGAUCAUUUUCUUCACAUUACCAUACGUAUACCCCCAUAUUAA